This is a messenger RNA of Lichtheimia ornata, 1092 nucleotides long. RefSeq lists its product as uncharacterized. The coding region runs from base 1 to 1092 and encodes 363 amino acids. Gene Ontology annotation, molecular function: DNA-binding transcription factor activity; protein dimerization activity. Lineage: Eukaryota; Fungi; Mucoromycota; Mucoromycetes; Mucorales; Lichtheimiaceae. Gene Ontology annotation, cellular component: RNA polymerase II transcription regulator complex. The record is from RefSeq and is a predicted model, not a curated record. Gene Ontology annotation, biological process: positive regulation of transcription by RNA polymerase II. The transcript is spliced from 5 exons.
AUGGCACAGCCCCAACAACAAUUCAUCACCCAGGCGUAUCCUGCGUUUGAUCCUGCCGCUCCCAUUUAUUACAGCAACAUGGUUUCACCUGUGGCAAGUCCACCAACACCUGCUCAGCGUCACCAUCAUCAUCCAUAUCCCCAUAUGAACCAUUUUUCGCAGCACAUGCAUGUAUUCCCACAACAACAUGAAGAGCAAGCUCGUCGGCUUCAGCAAUUGCAGCAGCAUGCCAUGUUUCAGCAACAACAAGCCAUUUAUCACCAACAAUUGAUGGCUUAUCAGCAGCAUUACCAAAUUGACUCACCCACGUCGCCUGGUAAAAGGAUGCAAACCAAAGCCGAAAGACGUGCCGAGCAUAAUGCUAUUGAGCGUGCACGCCGAGAGAACCUCAACACCAAAUUCCAGCAGUUGGCCCAUUCUCUACCCAACCUACAAAAUGAUCGUCGCCCAUCGAAAGGAACCAUCAUUGAGCGUACCCUUGAUUUUGUACGUAGCACGAUGCAGAAAGAAGAGCGAUUCUUGACCGAGAUCCGAAAGUUGCGUGAGGAGCACGAUGAAUUGAUGCAACAGCUAUAUCCUGGUCAUAAACGCACUGAUAUGAGCGACAAGGGAGACGAGAUUGAUGAUAUCAAAUUGGAGCUGAAUCAGCCUACCAGCACAACAUCAUCACCCAACGUGCCUGGAAGCAGCCUUACAUCAUCAUCGUGCCCAUCAUUGGAGCUUCCAUUGGAUGACACAAGCCCAAACUUGCCACCUACGACAGGACUUGAUGUUACAAACAACCGUUUGUUCGACACAUAUGGCGUAGAUAUCACCCCUUUAAACGACGUUAUGUUUGGUCAUUAUCCAGAGCACAACCAAGCUACAACCACUGGUACAACAACGACCAAUGACAGUGAUGAUGAUCACAGUAGUGCUCAUCCAGAUGAACUGGACCUAACAAACGCCAAUGCUUUUGCAACAAACAACACGCUCGAUUACAUGGGCAAGGUUACUCCUUCACCCAUCUCAGUCUCUUCUUCUGAUUAUGUCUUCAAGGUUGACACCACACGUCCCAUCACCAGCGCAAGUAACAACGCCACACAGCACUAG